AUGCAGCCCGCCCCGGUUGGGGGAGCUCCCGACGGCAGAGUGCGACUUGCCCCCGAGGCCGAGGCGGUGGCGGUGGAUCGACGCUCGGCAGCAGACGCGGUCAGCGGCAACCCUGUCAGGAGGGUCACGCUGCGACCAGACGCCGACCAGCCCCCUGGCAAUUCCGAAGUGCCUCCGUGGAUCGAGAGGCCCCGAUCCCCCCGCCCGAAGGGGCGCGGCGGAGGAUCGAAGGGCGCGAAGGGCAAGGACGCCAAGGGAAAGCGCAGCAAGGGCAAGGGCAAGGGCAAGGGCAAGAAGGCCUAG
Molecule: messenger RNA, 303 nt
Organism: Prorocentrum cordatum
Lineage: Eukaryota; Dinophyceae; Prorocentrales; Prorocentraceae
Source: the annotation of a GenBank genome assembly